CGCACAGACUUUCUAUGCUGUAGCAACCCUGUUACAUUGUUGUUUAGUUGUACGUACUUUUUUGCCUGCCAAUUUUCAAAAUGGAGAAAUUAAAUCUUCCAGAGAAAUACAGUUAUAAAAUAAUUGAGAUUGAUGAGAAUAGAGCUAUUUUUUGCAUUUCUGAUCUUGUAAAUAAAGAAUCAGCUCAGGAAUGGAUUAAAGAAUAUGAACAAAGAUCGGAAACAGUUUGGCGUGUUCAGAGAACACAUAAAUCAACUGGACGCCUUAAUGUUUAUAAAGGUGACUUUAGAUGCCAGCACAAUGUGCAACAGGUAUCAAAACAUGUGAAAGAAAGUAAAAAUACUGGAUGCCCUGCAGUUCUUAAAAUUACUAUUCAAAGGUAUUUUUCACUGCCAAAACACAAAGAUCCACUCCCAGAAGUUAUAGAGUUUCCUGCAUUAUGUGAGCUUCUGUACUUGCAUAAUCAUUUGCUUGACAGUGCUGCUGUUAAAAAGUUCAGGCCAUUAUCAAACCUAACGCAAAAGCGUCUGAUAGAAUUGUUUGAAUUAGGACAUACUGCAGCUACUGCAAGACAGUUGUUGCAAAUGGAAUUAGAGCUUCAGAGUAAUGAAGAUUAUGUAGAAGCAUGCAUGGACAGUUCUAAGCUACCUUCAUUAUCUGUCGUAAAUCACUUGUUAAAUAAUGAAUUUAGGAAAAUCUAUGGAUCUCGAAGAGAAAGUGAUAUUGACAGGGAAGUUGAAAAAUAUAUUUCCUCAUACAAUCAACAGCCAUUCUGUAAAGCUGCUUUUUCAAAAGUAAAGAACAGUUUGGCGAUUGCUGUAGUGACGCCGAUAAUGAAGCGAAGUAUAGAUUUACUUAGCAAUGUUCAAGAAAUGAUAAUGCUUGAUGCAUCUAGCCACAUGGACAGACUAAAUCAUCGUGUUUAUUUUUUUAUUUCUCCAGGUGUAGCUGGUGGAAUACCUAUUGGCUGCAUUAUCACAAAUGCAGAAGUUAACUAA
Messenger RNA from Argiope bruennichi, 998 nucleotides. RefSeq lists its product as uncharacterized. The transcript is spliced from 4 exons. Bases 81 to 998 code for a protein of 305 amino acids. Lineage: Eukaryota; Metazoa; Arthropoda; Arachnida; Araneae; Araneidae. The record is from RefSeq and is a predicted model, not a curated record.